Molecule: messenger RNA, 3021 nt
Organism: Theileria parva strain Muguga
Lineage: Eukaryota; Apicomplexa; Aconoidasida; Piroplasmida; Theileriidae
Gene: Xab2
Product: Pre-mRNA-splicing factor SYF1
Exons: 5
Coding region: 526-3006 (826 amino acids)
Biological process (GO): mRNA splicing, via spliceosome; generation of catalytic spliceosome for first transesterification step
Cellular component (GO): post-mRNA release spliceosomal complex; Prp19 complex; U2-type catalytic step 2 spliceosome
Molecular function (GO): protein binding
Source: RefSeq, a predicted model, not a curated record
GGGACUCCAGCGACCUGCAGUGCCAUUAGCAAAUCGUCGGUUUCCACGAAUCCAGGGAUACUACCCACCCAAACCCGAAGUUUUUUCUCGUUUAAAGGGUCAUCAAAAGUAUAAUAUGGCUUGGGCUGUGAAGAAUGGUUGGCUUGAUUAAUGUCAUUCAUUCUACAAUCCAACCACUUAAAAUAAAAUAUGCUAAAUUAUAUAUUACAUUUAAUGGAUUAGAAUGACUAAUUCACUGGGUUUUCUGACCAUACACCACAUUCUUAUUAAUUUUUACAUUUUCCUCUAUUUCUUAUUUUCUCAUAUUUUGACCUUGAUUUACACUUAUUUUAAGUAUAUUAUAUGUGUAUUAUAAGUAUUUCUUGUUCCCUGUUCCAUAUACAAUUUCAUGAGUCAUUUUAUUCCUAAUUGAGGGGAAUUUUGCCAUAAAAUCACAUUGUAGUUUUAAUCUAAAUACAAUUUUAAACACUAAUAUUAAAAUAAUGUAUAAAUAUAAAUUUAAUUUUUCAAAAUAAUAAAGGAAUAAUGGCCAAACUAGAACGGUCUUUAAAGAUUCCACCUGGAACAGACGCUAAACUGGGAAAUAAUUAUUUAAACAACCACAAUGGUGGGGAUUCAGACGAUUUUCGAUCAAAUGAAGAUGAAAUUAUGGACUUGGCCACUCUAUACGAUAAGCAGUUCCACGAGGUAAUUGGCCGUGAUCCAUACAGAUGUAAGCCCUGGAUAGAACAUGUGAAUCUGCUAAAAUCACUAAGACCUCCAAGGAAAACCCGCCAAUUGUACAGAAUUUCAGAUAUUUGGAAGCUUAACAGAGUGGAUCAGGCACCUGAACAGGGGAAAACAGCAGUCCUGUUAGGUGAUGUAUCAUACGAGAAUAUAAAUAACAAGAUAUUUAAAGCUUAUGAGAAAGCUGUAAAGUACAUUCCGCUUAGUUAUAAGGUUUGGUAUAAUUACGUUAAGGACCUGGUGGAGGAUCUAUCGGAACCAUUUGUAUCUAAUCCCCAGGCCUAUGAAAGAGUAAACUCGGUAUUUGAGUCUUGUUUGAUACAUAAUUUUGCAUAUCCGACCUUCUACUUGUUAUACGGAGCCUUUUUGAGAUUUCAGCAUCGCAUUACAAAGGUUAGACGCCUGUACGAUAAAGCACUACUUAACAUUGCAAUCACACAGCAUCACCUCAUCUGGGAUGAGUACCUCAGAUUUGUAAAUGAAGUGGAUUUGUUACCCCUUGGAAAAGCUGUUUACAGGAGAUAUAUACAGCUUAAACCCAGCUACAGAGAAGUGCUAUAUGAGUUUUUAAAGCGGCACGGAAGCUAUGAUGAUGCGGCUCAGGUGCUAUAUAAGCUUCUGAAUGACCACACUUUCGCUUCAGAAUCAGGCAAAUCUUCAUAUGAUUUAUGGAUUGAGCUCUGUGAGUUGAUUCGGGAUCACUCUGACGCUAUCACCAGUAUUCCAGUUGAAACGUUGAUUAAGGAGGGUAUCGGUAAAUAUACCGAUCAGGUUGCAACUCUUUGGAUUAUUCUGGCCGAUAUUUACAUUGUUAGAGGGCAACUUAACAUCGCAAGAGAUACAUACGAGGAAGCGCUGGAUAGAGUAACUACCGUUCAAGAUUUUUCAAUAAUUUUCGACGUUUAUGCCAAAUUUCUGGAAAAUUACGCUAAACAAUCGAAUAAACUAGGGACUGACCAUUUGGAAACCUUAAUGACCGUUGAGAGACUGGAGAGUUUGGUGAAUAACAGAGCACUGCUGUUGGCAUCUGUGAAGCUGAAGCAGAACAUUCACAACGUAUAUAACUGGAUUAAUUACAUACAACUGUUCAAAGAUGACCCGAACAGGAUGGUUGAGAUAUACGCUGAGGCGGUUCAGACUAUUGAUGUUUCCAAGAGCGUUGGCAGAGUUACUGAACUGUGGUCUCGUUUCGCAACAUUUUAUGAGGAAAGAGAGGAUUUAGAGAACGCAGAUAAGAUAUACGAAAAGGCGUCAAACUCAGAUUUUAAGUACGUGGACGACCUUGCAACGCUCUGGUGUUGUUGGGUUGAGAUGUACCUCAGGCACAAACAGUUUAAGAAGGCCCUUGAGAUUAGCCGUAGGUCUGUAAGCGGGAAUGGAAAAACAUCAAUUUCAAGGCGUUUGCACUCCUCUGUUAAGCUCUGGACACUGGCUCUUGAUAUGGAACAGAACUUUGGCACCAUUGAGACUACUAGAGCCACAUUUAACAAGAUGGUUGAGCUGAAGGUCGUUACACCUCAGGUUGCUCUUAGUUUUGCAGGCUAUCUUGAGCAAAACAAAUACUUUGAGGCUAGUUUCAAUGCCUUCGAGAAGUGUGUUGUUCUCUUCAAGUGGCCUCAGCUCUACUACUUGUACCUACCCUACCUGACCAAGUUCGUCAGAAGGUAUAAAGGCACUAAGUUGGAGCGUGCUAGAGAAAUCUUUGACCAAUGUCUUUACAACAGGGAGUUGAAGGUGCCUCCCAAGUUCGUCAAGUACCUUUUUUAUCUGUAUGCCAGCAUGGAGGAAGAGUAUGGCAUGGUCAAGAAGUUCCUUUCAAUACUCAACGAUGCUUGUAAACUGGCUGACAAGGAGGACCAACUCACGUUGAUCAAGUUUUACGUGGCUAAGACCUGUGAAUUCUUCGGAGUUACUCAAACAAGACAAAUUUACCAGCAGUGUCUUGAAUACGUCAAUGACGAUGUUGCUAGGGAACUAUGUUCCAUGUAUAUUCACAUGGAAAGGGGACUCGGGGAAAUCGAUCGAGCCAGAGCCAUCUAUAUCUACGCAUCACAGAUUUCGGACCCCUCAACAUACACCGAUUUUUGGAAGGGUUGGAGAGAGUUUGAGGUUUUACAUGGAAAUGAGGACUCUUUUAGGGAGAUGCUCAGGAUAAAGCGCAGUGUUCAGGCUCAGUACUCCAAAGUAUACUACAACGUCGAGGAGGUUGGCCAGGAUGACGACGACGAGGAAUUGGAAGAGAACCCACUAACCGAACUGGAGAAACUAAGUAAAACAUAAUGUACUAGUAAAUUA